AUGCUGACCCUCGCUCGUCGUUCCGAAGCUAUUUCCCGUAUUUUAACUGUCCGUUAUGCAUCAUCAGAGGUUCCCGUAACUUCUUCUUCAUCUUUAGCUUCUGAACGUGGUAAUAUACAAGACUUACUAGCCGGUAAUGCGACGGCCCGCAAUGGCGUUGAAUACGUCGUAUCUCGUGUGGAUGAUUUGGUUAAUUGGGGUCGUAAGAGCUCAUUGUGGCCAAUGACGUUUGGUUUGGCGUGUUGUGCCGUUGAAAUGAUGCACUCUGCUGGUUCACGUUAUGACUUUGAACGCAUGGGUAUGGUGUUCCGUGCCUCACCUCGUCAGACUGACGUGAUGAUUGUGGCUGGUACACUAACGAACAAAAUGGCACCCGCCCUUCGUCGUGUCUAUGAUCAGAUGCCUGAGCCGCGCUACGUCGUGUCUAUGGGAAGCUGUGCCAAUGGUGGGGGUUACUACCACUACUCGUACGCUGUCGUACGUGGCGUGGACCGCAUUGUCCCCGUCGACAUUUACGUGCCAGGUUGUCCGCCGACAGCUGAGGCAUUGCUUUUUGGACUCAUGCAGCUUCAAAAGAAGAUCAAGGGCAACAAGUCGCUGUUACUUAAGUUGAGAAAGUAG
Molecule: messenger RNA, 621 nt
Organism: Peronospora farinosa
Lineage: Eukaryota; Oomycota; Peronosporomycetes; Peronosporales; Peronosporaceae
Source: the annotation of a GenBank genome assembly